This is a messenger RNA of Plasmodium cynomolgi strain B, 891 nucleotides long. RefSeq lists its product as hypothetical. The record is from RefSeq and is a predicted model, not a curated record. The transcript has 3 exons. NCBI's taxonomy places the organism in Eukaryota, Apicomplexa, Aconoidasida, Haemosporida, Plasmodiidae. Gene Ontology annotation, molecular function: protein binding. Gene Ontology annotation, cellular component: endoplasmic reticulum membrane. Gene Ontology annotation, biological process: ERAD pathway. The annotation marks the transcript as partial.
GCCGCCGCCGCGGGAGACGUGGAGUCCAAGUGCUACCUAGGCUACAUCUACUACUUCGUGGACGAGCACAGAGACGUGCAGCAGGCGCUCAAGUACCUGGUGGAGGCAGCCAACCACGACUACGGAGAAGCCUUCUUCUUCCUCGCGGAAAUCAUCCUGGACGUGUCUAUCAAAAAGCACCACAUCGCCGACACCGUGUACCGCACCAUCUUCAAGCUCUAUGAGCACGCGGCCGACCUGGGCUACGUGCAAGCCUACUUCCGCGAAGCCCAGCUAUACGAAAUAGGGAAGGGGGUGCAGGCAUCCUGCCUGAAUGCGGCCCUGUCCUACAAGUUCGUCGCAGAGAGCACCAUGUGGACCAAUCAAAUUAGGGAGGGUAUGAACGACUACGUGCAGAAGAACUACCUGAAGGCCUUCUACACCUACGCCCUGGCAGCGUAUGAAGGAUACGAAGUUGCUCAAAGCAAUAUGAUUUACAUCUACAGAAAGAACCGGUUCAACCGUUUGAUCAAACCGGAGAAGGUCAUGCAGAUGCUGCACCUCAUGUAUAAGCAGGGCAAUUACAAAGCGCUGUACGAAAUUGGGAAGAUAUACAAGCAAGAGAAUAAGGACAGCGUGUCCGUUAUCUACCACAAGCUGGGGUUGAACAAGGGCGACUUGCGUAACCUUGUUCCGCUGUCUGUAUACUAUGAGAAGAACAUGGAUCCGGAUAGGGCCCUCAAGUACCUCAACUACUUCCUGAAGCAGAGGAGGAGGGAGAAACCUUCGAGCAGCACCAAAGUGGAGAAAAUGAGGACCAUUCUGGAAAGCUCCUUGUUGUACUUUCGUAAGUUUAAGUUACUUUUUAAAAGUUUUUACUCGGCGAGACAGAAAAAAGGGAGUGGCACGUGA